AUGCAUUUUCUCUGUUUCCACGGCAUAGGCACUAACAGCCAUGUGCUGGAAACCCAGACAGCAACUAUACGCUAUGAGAUGGACCGCCAUCAUACCUUCGAAUUCGUAGAAGGCACGCACAUUGUGCCUAUUGCUCCAGAGAUCAAUGGAUAUUUCCCCUCUGCAGACACAUACUUUAGUUAUUAUGGCAAUUCAGCAGACAGCAUAUCCCUCGCACUCUCUCAGCUAGAGCGCUACAUUGAUGAAGAAGGUCCUUUUGAUGGCGUUAUCGCCUUCUCGCAGGGGGCUGUCCUUCUAUCUACAUACUUGAUCAAACUGAGCCAGGAGAGGCCUGAUAAGCCGCUACCAUUCCGUUGUGCUAUCUUUUUUUCCUCCUCCAGGCCGUUCGAUCCACGACUGUUAGCGAAAGGCCAAGCCGCCUGGAUCGAACCAGAUGAUAAGGGUCCUCUACUCAACCUCGCUACGACACAUAUUUGGGGUACGAAUGAUAUCCAACAAGAAGAUGCCAGAGUACUUUGUUCAAUGUGUGAUGAAAGCCUUCGGUAUGUAUAUGUGCAUGAGCAGGGGCAUGAAAUCCCGGGGGCCAGAGCGAAAGAAGAUAUACAAGGAUGUGUCCGGGCUAUUCGGAGAGCUAUUGAGAAUGGAUCAACCGAUCGCUAG
Messenger RNA from Talaromyces proteolyticus, 660 nucleotides. RefSeq names its product DUF341 domain protein. The record is from RefSeq and is a predicted model, not a curated record. NCBI's taxonomy places the organism in Eukaryota, Fungi, Ascomycota, Eurotiomycetes, Eurotiales, Trichocomaceae. The transcript is spliced from 3 exons. The coding region runs from base 1 to 660 and encodes 219 amino acids. Gene Ontology annotation, cellular component: cytoplasm; nucleus.